Molecule: messenger RNA, 801 nt
Organism: Perkinsus marinus ATCC 50983
Lineage: Eukaryota; Perkinsozoa; Perkinsida; Perkinsidae
Exons: 6
Coding region: 1-801 (266 amino acids)
Source: RefSeq, a predicted model, not a curated record
AUGAGAACCUCGAGGCACAAGCUGAAGAGCGAGAACUUCCGUUUAUGGGCGUCAAGCGAGUGCCGCGUCUACCGCAGCUUCAUCAUCAACUAUCGUACCAUAUGUGAGCUAGGUCAAGAAAAUAGACUGGGUGCUCAAGUUGAACUUGACAAGUUCUCCGUCAGCCAUGACGCUCUCAACAAAACAGCCUCAGCAUCGUGCACGUCUCAAGCUGUCAACCGUCGGCUCUGGCAGAGGGCUGAAGUUCAGCCGCUGAACGAUGUUCAGAUGUUCAGUGAACAUAUCUGGUUUGUCGAUCGGGAUAAGUUCAAGAUGGACUCAUAUCCUACGCUCGCUGGCAUUGACUUCGUCGGUCCCCACCAGCAGCGUGGCCAGAGGCAUUCAGCUGCUGAUGUUGCCUCCAUUCUCGCCCAAUUUGGCCUUCUACGAACGCUGCCACAAGGAGUAUCAGAAUGGGUUGAGACUCUCAACUUGAGAGCCAUGCUGCUGGAGACCAACUCACCGACUUUCUACUGGUGGAAGUUUUACAGCCUGGUCACCCACGCUUACAACAACUCCCCAUUACCUGGCUCCUCUUUAGCUGCUGCUGCUGCUGUCACCCCUAAUGACUUGUAUCUUGCCAAGGGAUCUACAACGUUGCUACCCGGUGGAGCUGCUGAUCUCCCUUCAUCGCCCGCUGCCGAGCACUUCAUUGAGGCGUUUGAAGCUAUUCCGGGAAUAGUAUUCCCCCCCUCCGAGCUGGCCUCUAACUUAGAGGCUCUAAGGCGUGUCGGCCCUAUUGAGCUCGGUUCCUGGGUCUAA